Messenger RNA from Xylona heveae TC161, 282 nucleotides. Its product is annotated as putative mitochondrial intermembrane space translocase subunit Tim10. Bases 1 to 282 code for a protein of 93 amino acids. Gene Ontology annotation, biological process: protein insertion into mitochondrial inner membrane. NCBI's taxonomy places the organism in Eukaryota, Fungi, Ascomycota, Xylonomycetes, Xylonales, Xylonaceae. The record is from RefSeq and is a predicted model, not a curated record. The transcript is spliced from 2 exons. Gene Ontology annotation, cellular component: mitochondrial inner membrane.
AUGUCUUUCCUUUUCGGAGGCCGCCCCCAACCCUCCUCGGCGGAGAAAAUUGCCGCCGCAGAGACUGAAGUUGAGAUGGUUUCAGACAUGUUCAAUAGACUGGUUCAAUCCUGCACGAAAAAGUGCAUUCCUACCGACUACCGUGAGGGCGAUUUGAACAAAGGCGAGUCUGUCUGCCUAGACCGUUGCGUCUCAAAAUUCUUCGAGGUCAACGUCAAAGUUAGCGAGAAAAUGCAAGGUGAGGCGGCCGGACGAGCCGGCGGCAUGGGAAUGGGCAUGUAA